CCAACUCUCUUUGUGCCCUCUCUGCUGUACUUCUCAAGACUUGUCUUCUUCCACCUCUUCUCCCCCACUACAUUACUCUUCACAGUCAAACAUCUUGAGAGAGAAAGUGGUGGAUAUAUACAAGAAGAGUGUGUACUUUUGCAAAACUUGUCUUUUUGCCACCUCAAUAUCCAGAGAGAGAAAGUCUGCACCCAGAUGCGAUUUCAUGGAAAAUGAUCAAGAUUUUGGGUUAUUUUUAUGUUCUUGAAGAAUCAAGAAAAACCCAGAUGGGAUUUAAUUGAAAUCUCGAAGAAUUUUAACGAGAGAAAGUAGAGAGAGAGUUGAAAUGGGGUGUUGUUAUUCAAGAUUAGAGAAAGAGGAAAUGGUUUCAAGGUGCAAAGCAAGAAAAAGAUAUAUGAAACAGUUUGUAAAAGCAAGACAUGCUUUUUCUGCUUCACAUAGCAUGUAUUUAAGGUCUUUAAGAAGCACCGGCUCCGCCCUCCUACAGUUCGCCACCGCCGAAACUGCCCUCCACCACCCUCAAGACCACCAUUUGCCACCUACCCUACCUUCACCUCCUCCUCCACAAACACCUACACCACAGCCGCCGCCUCCUCCUCCUCCCAUGAGUCCAACCUCCGAAACAUGGACAACAUCCACCACCAACACCGCUUCCACUCCACUUCCUCCCCCGCCACCGCCGCCUUCCUCUACAUGGGAUUUUUGGGACCCGUUCAUGCCGUCGUCCACUAGGUCAGGAACUGUAGACGACGAAGAAUGGGAAGAAACAUCCACAACCAUUGCCUCGGAAACAGCGGUGACAACCACCGUUGGCGCAGCGAGCGUAGCCGCGCCGCCUUCCGCCGUCAGCGGGUUCUCCAAGAUCUCUGCUUCCACCGCCACCACAAGCGAGAUGGCAGUAGUAGUGUCGACGAAAAUCAAAGACCUGAUGGGGAUCAUCAAAGAACUUGAUGAAUACUUCCUCCAGGCUGCAGAUUCCGGCGGAAAACUGUCGGCAUUGUUAGAAGUUCCGGCAUGUACCUUUCCCGGCCAAGGAUCAUCAGGUAAAGUCCAUGGGUAUGGAAAGAACUUGAGCCCAUUAUUCAGCUCAUGGAGCUCAUCCCAGAAGUUAAACAUGUUUGGAAAGUUCGGUUGUGAUGACAUGGCAGGAGUUAGUGCAAUUGGUGGUGGUCUUAUUUCCGGAAGCCAUUGUUCUACGGUGGAGAGACUAUAUGCAUGGGAGAAGAAGCUGUGCCAAGAGGUUAAGAGUGUGGAAAGUUUAAAGUUGGAGCAUGCAAAGAGGGCAGAACAAUUAAGGAAAAUGGAGAUUAAGAGAGCCGAUUAUAUGAAGACUGAAAAAGCCAAGAAAGAGGUCGAGAAAUUGGAGUCAAGAAUGAUGGUUUCUUCUCAAUCGAUUGAGUCAACCUCUGAUGAAAUAGUCAAACUCCGGGAAGAAGAGCUUUAUCCCCAACUUGUUGAGCUUGUUAAAGGAUUAAUGGGCAUGUGGAGAAGUUUAUACGAAAGCCACCAAGUCCAAAUGCACAUAGUCCAACAACUCAAAUACCUCCACAUCAUCCCAUCAACGGACCCCACUUCCGAGAUCCACCGCCAGGCUGUCCUCCAGCUGGAGCUCGAGGUCCAACAAUGGCACAUAUCCUUCUGCAACCUUAUAAAAAGUCAACGAGACUAUGUCCAUUCUUUGACUGGUUGGCUCAGACUCAGCCUCUUUCAAUUUGGCAAAACCCCGUUAACCCAAACCAAACAAGAUUCCGCUAUCUACACCCUUUGUGAAGAAUGGCAUCUCGUGGUCGAUAAUGCCCCUGACAAAGUCGCCUCUGAGGGCAUCAAAGCAUUGCUAACUGCCAUACAUGCCAUAGUAGUUCAACAGGCGGAAGAGCAGAAGCAAAAGAAAAGGUCAGAAUCGUCAUUUAAGGAGCUCGAGAAAAAAAUGGGGGAGCUUCGGGCUCUUGAACGGAAGUUUGGCCCGUUCUCUGGGUCCUCUAACGGGAAGGACCCGGUUGGGGAUAAACGGGCCAAAGUGGAGUUGUUGAGGGCAAAAACGGAAGAAGAGAGGGGCAAAUUUGAGAAAUUAAUUGGUGUGACAAGAGCGAUGACUUUGAGUAACAUGCAAAUUGGAUUACCGCAUGUUUUUCAAGCUGUUACGGGUUUUGCUAAUGUGUGGACACAUGCAUUUGAGUCGGUUUAUAACCAUGCAAAUAGUCCUGAGGUGGUGAACAAUGUAAAGAGGCUAAUGCUUUAGAGAAUGUGUGUUCUAAAUUUUUAAUUUAGGUACAAGAUAAGUCAUAUGUAUGUUCGAGUUUUAAUCAGAACUUGAACAUUUGAUCUAUGGACGAUGUGGAG
This is a messenger RNA of Lactuca virosa, 2340 nucleotides long. Lineage: Eukaryota; Viridiplantae; Streptophyta; Magnoliopsida; Asterales; Asteraceae. The record is from the annotation of a GenBank genome assembly.